Drosophila eugracilis is the source of this 1203-nucleotide messenger RNA. RefSeq lists its product as uncharacterized. NCBI's taxonomy places the organism in Eukaryota, Metazoa, Arthropoda, Insecta, Diptera, Drosophilidae. The transcript is spliced from 5 exons. The record is from RefSeq and is a predicted model, not a curated record. The coding region runs from base 53 to 475 and encodes 140 amino acids.
UAAAAUUUGACAUUUUAGACAUGAAAAAAUUGUCAUUUGGAUUUCCUUAAGGAUGUGCGCCUGCCCAGCUAUUAUACUCAAAAUCGCACUAUUGAUCUCAAUAGCCUGUGCCAUAGCGUUCGAUGUCAUGGAAAUACUAUCCGACUCUGUGAACACGACCACCAAUCCGGUUCUUAUAAAGAUUAACUCUGGGGCGUGUUUUAUUGCAUUUGUAUUCAUGACAAUAGGACUGUAUGGAGCGCUUAUGAAUACGCUCUGUAUUAUUAGGCUGCUGUUAAUCGUCUUGGUGGCAUUUUGCCUUUUUAAGAUAGUUCUGUGGAUAGUUUGCGUGAACCUGUCGCGAGCCCUAGCCGAUGCCUUCACUCAGCUAUGGUUUCAGCUCAAUACUGCGUCUUCGAUAAUCUGUGCGGUUCUGACGACUAUGUUCUGCAUGCGGCUGCAUGAGCAAACUCGGGAGUUUCAAUUAGGCUUUUAACCUAAGGUUUUUGUGAUGUUUUUAUAGAUAUUAUGUGACCUCAAAGUGCUGAUGAAGUUGUUGAUAUCGGCAGGCGUGGCAAUUUGUGGGUUGUGUGGGUAAUCAAAUUACAUGCGGAAUUAUGGACACCCGCAGGACGAUAAUGGCAGCCAAUAAAGAUGACAAUGACAAGAUAAGCGCGGGCAGGAGCCGAGGAUGUGACCCCCGACCGGGGUCAUCUGUUGGCUCCAUUUCCGUAGCUUUAAAUGAAAUUUAACGAUGCCCACAAAUAAUGAUACUUUGCAUUUUAAAACACUUUUCACCAGUCGGUCAGAAGUCAGAUGUCUGGGUCCCGCACAGUCCAAUGCUCAUUACACGCAUUUCUCUUCACACUUUUAUUGGCAAUGGAAACGGAAUGGAUGAAAAUGCGGAAAAGCGGGUCAUUUUAUGGCCAAGAACGGAUGCCGAUAAGGGCAUUAAAUUUGUUUCAGCCAUAAUGUCGCUGGCCACAUCACUCAGCAUUUGGCCAAUUACGCAAAAUAAAAGUGUACACCCUCCGAGAAAUGUGAAACGUGUCAAAGUGCUGGAAAUGCAGCGAGGAUUCAAGGAUGUGAAGUGGCUCAUUAGAGGUGUGUGCGCUGCCCGAAGGUUUUUCUCGGGAAAUUGGGUGGAAAAACGCUCUCUAAACUGGCAUUUUUAUACAAAAAAGAAAUGCUCAAAGCCUUUAGCCAGAAACAAUGCCCUCUUUU